Messenger RNA from Sardina pilchardus (European sardine), 2286 nucleotides. RefSeq lists its product as uncharacterized. Lineage: Eukaryota; Metazoa; Chordata; Actinopteri; Clupeiformes; Clupeidae. The transcript is spliced from 6 exons. Bases 192 to 539 code for a protein of 115 amino acids. The record is from RefSeq and is a predicted model, not a curated record.
GUAUCCUCUUCGCUCUAGCUUUAGAUUGUCAGAUCAAUGGAAAUUCAGCGCGCUGCCGAGCCACUUUCCCAUCUCUAGCAGCUCCCGCCCGUCUGUCCGUGUGAACCUCGGCGAACCGCAAGUGGACCGAGCGAAACCGGCUCAGUUAAGUGUGAGUGCGAUGCUCUGGAGGGGGGGGAGAGAGUGAGGCUAUGGGCUGCACCUCGGCUAAGCAGGUGUCGGCUGUGCCCAACGAUGAGGAGGGACGGGGCAAGGCCUACAGCAACGGGGACCUCUUCACCGAUGAGUACAGGAUGAAGGCGGUUGAGGAGGUGAAGUACAUGCGUGGAGAGGAGGACCGUGUCAGCGCACGCAACCAGGAGAACCUGGAGAAGAGCUCCACGCAGCAACGAGGCAAACAGCACAAGGAGGGCACAGGAGCUAACUCCAACAAGGCAAACAUUCACACGUCAGAGAGCCAGCAGGAGUUCUUCAGGAUGCUGGAUGAGAAGAUUGAGAAGGGACAAGACUACUGCUCGGAAGAGGAGGAUGUAACAUAGCAGCAAGGCCCCUGACUCUGCUACUGACUGUGUGUAUGUAUGUGUGUGUGUGUGUGUGUGUGUGUGUGUGAGAGAGAGAGAGAGAAAGAGAGAGAUGGAGCAUCAGUGAGUGGGAGGAAAUGGAAACAGUGUUUGUCACAAGUGUGUGAUGUUUGCGUGAUGUUGCGAGGUGUGUGUGUGUGUGUGUAUGUUUGUGUUCGACGGAGACAUAUUAUCCUCACAGACUGUUGCCCCUUAUACCCCCCACCCCAACCUCGCCUUUUCUCGAACUCAAACUGCCCCUUUCUCACGCUACGGAUGGGAAAGAACGCUCAAUGAAGUGAUCGCUUGAAGAAUGGAUUGACAGAUGGAUGAGUGGAUGGACAGACUCACUGUGGAGAAGUGAGAGGAAAAACUCCACCCCCACCACACCUGACCACUCCACCCCCCCACCCCACUGGCCCGUCGCCCUCCGCCCCUCCUCCACCUCUGGGUACCUCACCAGCGGGAGGAGACGACUCCAUCCGAGAAAAGGAUGCAACCGGACGAAAAGAAACGACAACAAACAGCCCCCUCCUUCCUGUCUGAGUGCAACUGUCAUAAAGCUGAGAGACGGCGGGAGCGUGGAAGUGGAGGAGAAGGAGACUUCUGGACUGAUACAGACAGGGUGGAGAAGAGGGGUGGCGGGUGAUGGUGGGUUGAUGCUUGUGGGGGGUGGGGGGUGCAGAGAAUCAGAUAUUUUAAUAAGAGAGUAAUGUUGAGAGGGAGAUAGAGCAAGAGAGAGAGAGAGAGAGAGAGAGAAAAAAAAAGAAAGAAAGAGUGGGUUUAUUUUGUGGCCCUGGACUCCUGCCUUUGUUUUUUGAAGGAUUUUUAAGUUUUAGUUCUCUCUCUUUUUUGUUUUGUUCCGUCUGUUUUUUUUUUUCAUUGUCUUUUGCAUCUGGAUGUGUUUAUUUGUCUGUUUAUUUGUUUGGCUUCUGUCAUAGUGCAGCGCCCUCCUUAGACCAAGGCUGUAAAGGUCACGACUCCCAACCCCUCAGGGUGAGAGUCAAGCACAACACUAAAUUUAACACACACACACACACACACACACACACACACACACACACACACACACACACACACACACACACACACAGACACGUGUAUACAUACACACACACUCACACACACACACACACACACACACAUACACUAGGCUAUAGCUUCUCCACAGUGCCAUUUAGCAGAGUGUUAUGUAAGUAUGUCCUUGUGAGCAAAAGGUGAGUGAUUAAGUGCAUGUGUGUGUGUGUGUGUGUGUGUGUGUGUAUGCGCGUGUGUGAGCUAGAGGGAGGUGUGUGUGUGUGUGUGUGUGUGUGUUAAUGUGUGUGGUAUGAGUGUACAAUACACAGUAUGUUCACAUGUGUGUGGGUGUGUGUGUGUGUGUAUGAGAGAGAGAGAGAGAGGGAGUGUGUGUGUGUGUGUGUGUGUGUGUGUACUUGUGGUGAACCAAGAACAGGGCCUCUGCACCUGCUCACAUGGUCAUUACUCAUCUGUCUGAACUCUUCGGUCUUACCCUAUGGAUCUCACAUUUGUGUACACAUUUACACACACACACACACACACACACACACACAUUCUCACUUCAAACUGCGGUCUGCUGAGAGGUGAAGUUGCCAGGGAGAUACUGACUGUGCUUAUGUCGUCAUGAUUACCGGAUUCUUCCUCCUUUUUAAACUUUUCAGUGCUUUUUAUUUUCAGUGCCCUUUUCGGUUUUUCUAUUAAAAAAUAA